Messenger RNA from Hippoglossus stenolepis (Pacific halibut), 2447 nucleotides. It is a transcript of the gene slc7a11, whose product is annotated as solute carrier family 7 member 11. The record is from RefSeq and is a predicted model, not a curated record. Gene Ontology annotation, cellular component: membrane. Lineage: Eukaryota; Metazoa; Chordata; Actinopteri; Pleuronectiformes; Pleuronectidae. Gene Ontology annotation, molecular function: L-amino acid transmembrane transporter activity. The transcript has 12 exons. The coding region runs from base 223 to 1722 and encodes 499 amino acids. Gene Ontology annotation, biological process: amino acid transmembrane transport.
AGAGCGAGAGAGAGAGCAAGAGAGAGAGAGAGAGAGAGAGAGAGAGAGAGAGAGAGCGUAUGCGUGUGUGUGACUGACUGAGGAGGUAUUUGCUGAAUGGAAUUUAGUUUUACUACUAGUUUUGUAACUUUGCCUGCACAAACCACAAAGUGGGUGGAGGUUCAACCACUUCAGUUCAUUACUUUGAAGAGAGAUUGUGUGUUUGUUAGACUGUGUUAAAAUAUGACCAAAAAGUCUACAUCUACUGGAGGAGUUACAACAAAUGGACACAAGUUUUCUGAAAAUGGGACUCCAGAUUCCAAUGGGAAACUGCAGGAUGAAGAUGACAGGAAGGUGGGAUUGGGGAAGAAGGUUACCCUGCUUCGAGGGAUUUCCAUCAUUAUUGGAACCAUCAUCGGGGCCGGGAUCUUCAUCUCUCCAAAGGGCAUCCUGAAAUACUCUGGCAGUAUAGGAAUGUCCCUAAUCGUGUGGAUUGGCUGUGGUGUGCUGUCACUCUUUGGAGCCCUGUCCUAUGCUGAGCUGGGGACUUGUAUUAAGAAGUCUGGUGGACAUUACACAUACAUAAUGGAAAUCUUUGGACCUCAGAUGGCUUUCGUAAGGCUGUGGGCUGAUCUUAUUGCAAUAAGGCCUGCAGGGAUGGCAGUCAUCUCUCUUGCCUUUGGUCAGUACAUCCUGGAGCCUCUGUUCAUGCCCUGUGCUAUCCCCCCUGUGGCUGUCAAACUGGCCACUGCAAUCGGCAUAACGUCUGUCAUGUACCUAAACAGUAUGAGUGUGACCUGGUCUGCCAGGAUCCAGAUCUUCCUCACCUUCAGCAAGCUGCUGGCCAUCGCCAUCAUUAUAGUGCCAGGGUUGUAUCAGCUUUUUAAAGGGGAGACCAAGAACUUUGAGAAUGCCUUUCAGUUUAACAAUAUGGAGCUGUCUGGUAUGCCACUGGCCUUCUACUCUGGGAUGUAUGCAUACGCUGGGUGGUUCUAUCUGAACUUUGUGACAGAAGAAGUCGAGCAACCUGAGAAGACUCUUCCGUUAGCUAUCUGUAUCUCCAUGUUCAUUGUGACCUCCUGCUAUGUGCUCACUAACGUGGCAUACUACACAGUGAUGUCAGCAGAGGAGAUACUGGCGUCUGACGCUGUUGCUGUGGCGUUUGCAGAGAAGUUGCUGGGGAAAUUCUCAAUAGCUGUUCCGGUGUUUGUGGCUCUGUCCUGCUAUGGCUCCAUGAAUGGCUGCCUCUUUGCCUUGUCAAGAAUGUUCUAUGUGGCAUCACGUGAAGGACAACUCCCCGAGGUUUUGUCAAUGAUCCACGUCCGCAGACACACUCCCCUGACUGCUGUUCUUAUAAUGUACCCUAUGACCAUGCUCCAGCUGUUUGUGGGGGACAUCUACAGCCUGCUGAACUUCAUGAGCUUCCUGCGGUGGCUAUUCAUUGGUGUGGUGGUGCUGGGUUUAAUCUACCUCAGGUAUACGAAACCUGACCUCCCCCGCCCCUUUAAGGUCCCGAUCUUCAUUCCAGUGGUAUUCUGCCUUGCAUGUUUCUUCAUGGUCUUUCUGUCUCUGUACUCGGACCCAGUAAACACAGGGAUUGGAUUUGCCAUUUCCCUCACUGGCAUCCCAGCAUACUACAUCUUCAUCUACUUCAAUCAGAGACCAAAGUGGCUUCAGAGGGCUUUAGAUUCCUUCAACAGAAGCUUGCAGAUCAUCCUGGAGGUUGCCCCUGCUGAGCAAUAACACCACUCAAAACACUAUACCCUACUUCCAAAUGAUAAUUAGCCUAUAUACUGAAGUUUGUAAAAGCAAAACUGGUGUCAUCUCAACAGACUUCUGUAGGAUUGAAAGUGAAUUAUGUCACUGCUGGAUGUGAUUUUAAAUGUAAUCCAUUUUUUGGAAGAAUAAAGACUUAGGAAAAAAAAAGUUAAAAUAUAUACUACUGUUAAUGUCGAUCAUACAUCUUUAACAUUGUGAUUAUUCUCACCAGGGGAAUGAACAUCUCAUCAUCAUAUUCUUCUUAAUAAAAAACACUAACUGUGUAUCGACACAGCAAAUCACUGCACAUGAUACAAACACUGUCUGAACUAAUGGGGUUUUAUAAACUCUACGGAUUCUUUGUAGAAAUGUAUGUUCCAUUUUAUCACUUGAAGUUUCCUUGAAGCACCCACACCCACAGAUGUGUUUUAUGUAGUAUAGUUCACUCUAGGUGGGUCAAAUACCUAACACUGUGAAAUAAAGAUCAUGUUUUCAAUAACUGAGCCAGAAGCAUUUCUCUGCAAUAACAGGCUUAGCUAUGGACCUAAGUUCUUCAUUUAACUCUUUAAUUUAAACAUUAACAUAUGGUCACCUGCUUUUUGGUGACCAUGACUCAGUUGACCCCCUCCUCUGUUCUAUUUAAGCCACUUUGCAACCCCAGCACUUACUUUUCAUACUGAAGCUGACCUAAUAAAUGUGUUGUGACCAUG